AUGCCCCUGGUAAUCUUGAACAUUUUAACAGCUGGGUGUCGAGAAGAGUCUUUAAGUAUAUUUCAACUGUCUAAAGCGAGUGUAAUUCUCUUUGGAAAUUUAAUUCGGAUCAUAUUUUUCUUCGUCACAAAUUGCGAAAAUUGUGUGAAGAAACUUUUUAAUCGGAAGAUUUUCUGCUUAUGUUUGUUUGGUCUGUUGCUAAAUUGCCUUGGAUCCAUAUCCAUUUUUAUAUUAACCCAAACACGUCCAGGUUCAACAUUUACUCCUGAAAUAGAAGCACCCAAAAGUCUGUUUUCAGAAAUCGAAGAAAACCAAAAAUAUUUCGGAGGCGUCAGUGUUUAUUUUCAACAUGAUGUUUUUAAAAAUUUGGAACCUAAUCGAGAGAAUUUUAUUCGUCUUGCAAGAAUAGACGACAUAAGAAGUAGAGAAAAAAAGAAAAUUUUCAUCAAUUUUCAAUUCAACGAUUUGCAACAACACCUCGAGAUGUUUCUGAGUCGAAAAGUUGAACUGGGAACCUAUAAAACUCCCGAACGUUACGUGUACAACAAAUCGUCCAACUCCUUACACGUUGUUACGGAUACGUCUCCAGUCAUCACUUACGACCAGUCAUUUACGUUCGCUUUUGAUUUUAUUCCACCAGUUGGAGUAUUUUUAAAAGAAUAUGUAUUUGGUGAAAUCGAAUAUAACGUUAAGAAAGCAGACGGCAAUUCUUGUUCCGAUGUUUCAGUUCCAUUGUUUUAUUUUCGUACUGAAUUGAGUGAAGAGUCGCACCUCGUGAUAGAUAUGAACAAAACUCCACGGUUUUAUACCCAUGAAGAUCUAACGGAUAUAUCGAAAGUAUGGAAAACCGGGUGGAUGGAAUGUGAUUGUACUGGAUCUUUAAAACCGACUUUAAACAUGGCAUUGGACGCUCCUUGUGUGAAUUAG
This is a messenger RNA of Lottia gigantea (owl limpet), 927 nucleotides long. RefSeq lists its product as hypothetical. The transcript has a single exon. Lineage: Eukaryota; Metazoa; Mollusca; Gastropoda; Lottiidae. The coding region runs from base 1 to 927 and encodes 308 amino acids. The record is from RefSeq and is a predicted model, not a curated record.